CUUACACUCAUUCUGGUCCUUCUUCCUUUCCACAAGAGUCACACACACACACUCAAUACCUUCGACUGUCAGACGAGGUGGCCGAUAAACACAUCCGCUUUCCCUCUGCAGCAGUCGUCAUCCUGUGGUUUUAAUCACCUCCACAUCUCUGCACAGCACUCAGAGCGCCAUGCCCUCUCGAUCUAUAACCAUAGUGUCCUCAGGGCCCGACAGCAGUGGGUGCACUCUCGAACUUUUGUUAUCAGGCUUGAGGAUGCACGGCACUCAGCCCAAACCCCUGUUGGAGGAGGACAGGGAGUCUGGCAUCGGCUCCACCCUUGACCUCAGCAGCGGCUUCGAGGGCUACAGGCAACAUACCAAUCACCAGUCCGAUACACCUUCACUGGGGGAGGCUGACAGGCUCCCCAAAGAGAAAGAUAGCUCUCCACAGAGUCCAAACAAGAUGCAGCAGCUCCUUGUGAAUACAUCCAAGAUCCCUCUCCUCUUCAUCCUCCUCUUCUUCUUUGUUUGCUCCCUUGACACUCUGAGCUCUGCCUUCCAGUUAGCAGGGGGUAAAGUGGCAGGGGACAUUUUCCGGGACAACGCAGUGCUGUCCAACCCCGUGGCGGGACUGGUGGUGGGGAUCUUGGUGACUGUGCUGGUCCAGAGCUCAUCCACCUCCACCUCCAUCGUCGUCAGCCUGGUGGCCUCCGGAUUGCUAGAAGUGAGGUCGGCUGUUCCAGUCAUCAUGGGCUCCAACAUUGGGACCUCAGUCACAAACACCAUAGUGGCCAUGAUGCAAGCAGCAGAGAGGACAGAGUUUCAACGUGCCUUUGCCGGGGCGACCAUCCACGACUGCUUCAACUGGCUGUCGGUGCUGGUUCUGCUGCCGCUGGAGGUGGCGAGUGGACUAAUGACCCGGUUGUCAUACCUGCUGGUCACCGGCCUCAGGCUUCAACCUGGGGAGGAGGCGCCUGAGCUGCUGAAGGUCGUCACUGAGCCCGUCACCAAGCUCAUCAUACAGCUGGACAAGUGUGUGAUCACAGGGAUCGCCAUGGGAAAUGAGGACAUGAGGAACAGGAGCCUGGUGAAAGAAUGGUGCCAGACUGACCUUGUUAUGUUCACUGGCAAUGUCAGCGCUGAAGAAUGCGGCCGAGGUCCUGACCUGUCCCAAUCCUCACUGAAGUGUAGGCAUUUGUUUGUGUCUACCGAGCUGUCGGAUCUCAGCGUGGGCCUGAUCCUCUUGGCCGGCUCUCUGGCCGUCCUCUGCACCUGUCUGCUGCUUCUGGUCAAGCUGCUCAACUCCCUUCUCAAAGGCCAAGUAGCAAAGGUCAUCCAUAAAGUCAUCAACACAGACCUGCCGCAUCCGUUUGGGUGGCUGUCAGGAUACAUGGCCAUGUUUGUGGGCGCGGGGGUGACAUUUGUGGUCCAGAGUAGCUCUGUGUUUACCUCGGCCAUGACUCCGCUCGUAGGUAUCGGCGUGAUCAGCCUGGAGCGGGCCUAUCCUCUCACCCUUGGGUCCAACAUUGGCACCACCGCCACAGCCCUGCUGGCAGCUCUGGCCAGUCCUGGGAACAAGCUAGCAGCUGCCAUACAAAUUGCUCUGUGUCACCUCUUCUUCAACGUCUUCGGCAUUCUGCUGUGGUAUCCUCUCCCCUUCAUGCGCCUGCCGAUAAGGAUGUCUCGCGCCCUGGGCGAGCGCACCGCCAAGUACCGCUGGUUCGCGGUCCUGUACCUUCUCCUCUGCUUCUUGCUCCUGCCCUCGCUGGUGCUGGGCCUCUCGCUGGCGGGCUGGCGGGUCAUGGCAGGCGUCGGGGCUCCUUUCCUGGGCGUGACCGUCUUCAUCGCCAUGGUUAAUGUGAUGCAGGCUCACAGCCCCAGCCACCUGCCCGCCAAACUCCAGACGUGGGACUUCCUGCCCCAGUGGAUGCGCUCGCUCAAACCGCUCGACCGCCUGAUCACCAAGGCUACCGACUGCUGCAGCGCGACACCUGAGGUGGGGCAGGGAGAAGACCAGGAGCACAUCUCGACACGGACGACCUCUGGUAGCCCAAAGAAAGAGUCCACACAGAGGAAAGCGGAGCUGGCUUACGACAACCCGGUCCUGGACUACCUGGAUGAGAUCAGACCAGGUGUGCGGGUUCUUAAACUGAAAGGGUUAGAGAGGUGCAACAGCACUCCCCUGUAGUCACACUGAUAAUGGAGGGCUUUUUAGACUCAAUUUUGUCAGUAGUGCUGGAGGAAAAAUAAACAAACAGCCACUGGAAUUGUAGAUGUUUAGAUCAUUUUUUAAAGGAGCAUUUUAAAUACUUCUAAUCCAUGUUUGAUUUCUAUCCAACUCCAUCUGCUAAUGGAGCCCUUAUGAUAUGAUCAGAAGCAUAAAAAGCUAGUUAAUGCAAGUGUUGUUUCAAAUGUUCAAGGUAUAAAAUGAACUUGAUGAACAUGUAACACACAGGAAGUGUAAUACACAAACUGCAUUAAAGGCAAUCUGUGGAGUUUUUGACCACUUUGGAGCAAAUGUCUGUUGUUGCUG
Molecule: messenger RNA, 2512 nt
Organism: Acanthopagrus latus (yellowfin seabream)
Lineage: Eukaryota; Metazoa; Chordata; Actinopteri; Spariformes; Sparidae
Gene: slc34a1b
Product: solute carrier family 34 member 1b
Exons: 13
Coding region: 170-2167 (665 amino acids)
Biological process (GO): intracellular phosphate ion homeostasis; sodium-dependent phosphate transport
Cellular component (GO): vesicle; brush border; apical plasma membrane
Molecular function (GO): sodium:phosphate symporter activity
Source: RefSeq, a predicted model, not a curated record